This is a messenger RNA of Chara braunii, 8320 nucleotides long. Lineage: Eukaryota; Viridiplantae; Streptophyta; Charophyceae; Charales; Characeae. The record is from the annotation of a GenBank genome assembly.
UGCCACUUUUGUCUUCUUCUGCUCGGCCUCCGGUACCUGCACAUUUACCCCUUCCAGGUGCUGUACCGGCCUACCCGCUACUUGAGUGUUUUUCCCCGCUGCAACCCCUCAAUGUCACGGCCACAGGCGAUGCUAUCGAUCGAGUCGGUGCGGAUGUCAGACAUGUUGAUGGAGGAUGCGGCCAUGUUGGGGGAAGAGGGGGUGGAGGACGCAGCCGGAAUGGAUGUGGAGGAUGCAGCAGCAGCGGUGGUGGUGGCAGCAGCGGCGGUGUUGGCAUCGGCGCGUUGGGAGUUCUUGGUUUGGCGUGAGGAAGGAGAGAAUGGUCCGGUGAAGUGUUUGGAUCACGGUGAUCCCGACGGUUUGCCGCUGGGGGUGCUCGAUUGUGAAGGUGACGUGCUGUUUCAGCUCGGCGUGGUGACGGGGUCGAGGGAGCUCGAGAUGGAGGACUCUCAAGGGAAGAUUGGGGUCGAGGAGCUUGCCUACCUGCUCGGUGUGCGUGAUUGGGAGCGAGACAACCUACCCAAGGUUGAAAUUGACUUCUUCAAGGGCUAUAGUGUUUUUGACUUCCUUUAUAAGUUUCAACAGAUAACAUCCCACUGCAAAUGGAGUGAGGAGCAGAUGCUGAAGGAAGUCAUAAAGUAUAUCCAUAUAGGCUUGAAGGACGAAGUCGGUGGGUUGGUUAGAAGAGCGGGGUCAUCAUGGAGGAAGUUUUAUGAUGACAUGUGGAAUAAAUACCGGUUAGGGGAGGAACAACUGACCAAAGACGAUCUUGAGAAGAUAGAUCGAUAUAGUUAUGUGUCAGUAGGGCACUUCCUGGCGGAGUAUGAGCACGCAUCCCACAAGGUCAGGGCGUUGUCUGAACGUGACAAGUGCUUUGUCUUCCUCAUGAACUUCACAGACGCUGAGCAGCGAGAUCUAAUCCGUGGGACAGAAGGAAGGCUCGUGUGGGACAAAAUACGAGAGAACUUUGAGCAAGGGGAUUUCGACCAGUACCUCUGUCAUACUCUGCGAGAAGCAAGGAAAAGAAAGGAGGCGUUGGAUAAUGAGAGGGUAUUAGCUGAGCGUUGUUGCCCUGGGGAAGCUGCUCGGGUGGCAGCGAGGAAGGAGGAGGAGAGUGCCAACCAUAGUCUGUUUGAGCCUUCCAUAGCUGGAAGGUUGAAGAGGUUGGGGAGCAGGCACAGGGAGUUGCAGAUGCUGCAGAAUCUUGUUGACACUCGCUGUCAGGGAAUCAAGGCUUGCUGUCAACUUAUCGACCUUGUGGUCGAUGGCAGAGCAUUGAUUCUCUACAGCGAGAAUCCGCUGGUCCCAGUUAGAAAAGGCUGCACAAUGUUCAACAAAGUCGACCUCAAAUCUGGUUACCACCAAAUUGAGAUGGCAGAGGAGGAUGUCUACAAGACAGCAUUCAAGACCAGAUAUGGGACUUACGAGUUUCUGGUCAUGCCAUUUGGACUGUGCAAUCCCCCAGGUACCUUCCAGACUGAGAUGCACCGCAUCUUCAGGCCUUACCUGGACAAGUUCAUGGUUGUCUACCUAGAUGACAUCCUGGUAUUCAGUCGGACUGCCAGGGAACAUGCGGAGCACUUGGCUCUAGUCCUUCAUUCGUUACGUGACAGCCAGUAUAAGAUUAACAGACAGAAGUCCUCCUUUGGAGUUCCCUCUAUCAUCUAUCCGGGUCACGUAAUCUUUGGGGAUGGCCUGGCUCCUGAAGCAGCCAAAGUAGCUGCUAUUCAGGAGUGGCCACAGCCACAGAUAGUGAGGGAUGUCAGGUCCUUCAUGGGCUUAGCCUCAUACUACAGAAAGUUUGUCAGGAACUUUUCUACAGUGGCUGCACCCCUGACCAACCUAACAAAGAAAGACACUCCUUUUCUUUGGUCCCUUCCCUAUCAGUUGGCCUUCACACGACUCAAGAAGGCCUUUACUCGUGCACCAGUGCUGAAGUUGCCUGACCCCACUUUGCCAUUCAUCCUAACCACUGACGCCGGUCAGUAUGGCAUUGGAGCAGUUCUUGAGCGGGAUGAUAGGAAUGGUCUACGACAUUUAGAGUUCAUGAGUAAGAAGAUCAAAACACAGAAGCUUCAGAGCUAUACCUACGAGAAAGAGCUAUAUGCUCUUAUCUAUUUGGGCAAGACCACCCCUCGUGGCAUGUGUCAGGUUAUGGUCUGCGUGGACACGUUCUCCAAAUACGUAGAGUUCAUCCCCUUGCCAGAGGUAGCUAGGGUCCCGGCUGUGAGAGCAGCCUUCUCAGAGAGUGUUGACACACUGAAGUUGCUUCACUGGGCAGUUGUUAACUGUGUGCAGUGCCAUCCGUUUGACUGUGCGAUUGCCACAAGCGGCAUUGAUGACACUAUCAAGCUGUGGACUCCUUGUGGUGUGCCAUCUAUUGUGUCCGGUGGGCCUGUGGGACCUGAGUCAGGAGACACAGUGAAGGCCAUGUCAGACAACCAGAAAAACAUGGUGUGGUCCCGAAGUUCAUUGCUUAACUGGUUAUCAGUCAGACCAGCGGAAAUGCUGCAACGACUGCGAGUUCAAGAGAGCGUCGAGGGCAGCCCUACCCACGCAAAAAAGAAACUCACUUUCGAUGGGACAAACAUCACGGAAUUCCUGAUAGAUUACGAGAACCUGGCAGCCUUACUGAUAUGGACUGAGGAAGAAAAGAUGGACCACCUAGGGCAGCACGUAUCGUUGAGCUUAGGAAGGGACAUUAUGACUAUCGUCUCCUCUAGUGGGUCCUGGAAGGAAACCCGGAAUGAGAUGAUGAGAAAGUACCUGAAGGCGGAAAAAAUGGCGACAGAGGCUGAAUUGGCAGCGGUCCAAAGGAAAAACUAUGCUACUUACAGUGACUUUCUGAGGGCGUUCACUCUAGUGGCACUGCGAAUCCCUGGGUUAACGGAUCGAAUAAUGAGCAAGUACUUCCUUAGGCAGUUCUCCGAGUUCGACAAAGAUAAGAUUCUGUCAGCUUACCAGCAGACUAGCAAGUUCGAGUACACGAGGGAUGUGGACUUCAGCACGGUAACAAACCUCACAGAACAGACAGUGGUGACCGAUACGCUAGCCCUGCUUAAGGAAGGGGAGGUUAUAGACUUGACUGGGAAGACAGGGGAUAAGGUCAAGAAGGGGAUAGUUUUGCACGAACGAGUGCACGGGGUUGACAGCAAGAUGGAAAGAAUGGAAAAUGCGCUAUUAGUAAUGCAGGCGCAGGUGUCCCGCCCCGCCCUCCCGCCCCAAGAGGCCGUAGUUCCGGCAACAGUGGCGAAUCGAGGGUAUGGCAGAAGGGAUCCGUCCAAUGAGCAAUGCAGGUAUUGCACAAUGGUCGAACAUUUCGUGUGGACUUGCCCAAGACUCAACCAUGAUAUCAUGAGACAGAGAUGCAGUAGGUCCCUUAAGGGUGAGAUUCUCGGGCCCCAGGGAGAGCGUGUAAAUUGGAAUUCGCCAGGAGGAAUGCGGUGUGCCGUCAUCGUCCUGAAUAACUUGGAUAUAGCCGCCGUAGAAGUAGAGCCGGUAGCCGAUAUUGUCUGGGACCAACCGAGGGGACGUGGGCCACAGGCCAAUUUCAUCCUAGAGGGCAAUGGGCAGGAUAGGGUAAACAUCAUCACCCGACGGCCCGGUGCGGAAAAGAAGCUUAUUCGAGACACGGUAAUGGAAGAGGUUGCUGGAACUGGUGCAGAUCAGGAAGAGACUGAGACCGGGGAACAAGAGAAGGUCUACGGGAAGGCAAGGGAAGAGGAGCCGAUAGAGAAAGUUGCGGCGGCAAAGAAGAAGUUCAGCCCAAGGCUGCUUAAAGGACUCAUGCAGUUGCUAACGCGCAAGCGCGUAGAGGUAGAGGAGGCCCCGGAACCACAGGAGCAGGAAACAGAAGAGCCCGACACGCCGCAAGGGGUUUCCAACCUCCAACGAAUUCCCGGAGAUCUGGAGGACUUGGAAAUCCGCCUAAGCCUACCGGACCGAGAAGGGGGUGAAGUCAUGAGGGCGCCGCCCGGGACGAAGCUUAGCUUCCAUGCCUUGCCCGUAGGAAAGCUGAAGGUCCAAAUCGGAACCCACCACACAGAUGCAUUAGUGGACGGCGGUGCAGAAAUCACCCUCAUACGACGAGAUUUCGCAACAGUCACGGGGUGCACGGUAAACAAGGAAGUAGCAGGGAGUAUCCGGGGAACCGGUGGUGAAAUUCCUUUCACGGGGUAUGUCACCAAAUGUGCAGUCAAGGCGGGAAUCCGGGAAUCCAUCUGGUCCUUUCAUCGAAUGACCGUGAUGGAAGAAAUGGAUCACGACAUAAUCCUCGGGAGACCGUGGUGCGCCAAUGUAGAAAUGAUAGGAAUGCAUCUGCAUGACGGCACAUACAUGGUAGACAUAGAGGACCCAGUGACCGGCCGCGGAGAACUCCUUCGACUUCUUGGGACUGGAGGGGACCCCCCAAAGGGCAAAUUGGCAACCUGGUCGCCAACAUUCAAAGAGAGUGCGCGGAAGGGGGCAUUCGCACGAAUGGAAGGAAUGAGGGAAAGAGUAGAGAUGAUGAUUGAAGAAGCCUUUAGCAAGAAGGAGUGGAUCAAGAUGGGUCUGCCUAUGAAGAAGAGGAGGCAAGAGGACGAGGCCCUGGAAGUUAUGGUGGCAGAAAAAGAAUCGGAAGUCGAACUUGGGGCCAGCCUGCCCAAACCAAAGGAAGGCCGGAACGAAAUGACAGAAGUGGUGCUUGAAAUCCCAGACUUGUUACAACUCGUUAAGGCCAUCAGGUAUCACAAGUUUGGGAUAGCGGCAGAGGUCACGGACCUGCUUAGAGCCAAGAUAGAUUCAUUCGUGGCUGAACCCACCGCAUCCCCCUACGCGAAUAAGUGGUUCGUUUUCCGGAAGCCCAACAAGACGCUCAGGUGGAUCCAGGACUUGCAGAAGCUCAAUGCGGUAACAAUUAGGGACGCGGGUUCGCUCCCACAGGCGGACUUGCUGGCUGAAUCGCAUGCUGGACGAAGUAUUUACUCCCUGAUAGACCUAUACUCGGGAUAUGACCAGUUGUCGUUCGACGCAAGGGAUAAACCGUAUACUGCCAUGCACACACCAGUAGGGCAGUUGCAAAUGCAAGUGACCCCUAUGGGUUUCACGAAUGCGGUGGCAGAGGCGCAGAGGAGGAUGCUUGCCGUAGCAGGGGACAUGUUCCCAGAAAAAUGCGAGCCAUAUAUAGACGAUAACCCUCUAAAAGGCGCGCGAGACAAAGAUGAGACAGAAGCCGAGUCGGGCAUACGAAAGUUUGUCUGGGACCACCUGCAGGAUAUCAAGGACCUACUCCAGCGGUUUUUGAGUUAUAAUAUUACCGCAAGCGGACAAAAGAGCAUCCUGGCCGUUCCGGAAGUAACCAUAUUGGGAUUUCGCUGUGGGGCUUAUGGGAGGAGACCCGACCCAGCAAAGACAGAUAAGAUCUCCCAGUGGCCGACACCCCUGUGCACCACGACGGAAGUACGAGCCUUCCUAGGGGUGGUCGGGUUCUGGAGGAUCUUCAUCAAAGGAUUCGCAAAGAUAGCAGAGCCUAUCCGCACGAUGAUUAGAGAAGGUGGCACUAUGGAAUGGACCGAAGAUAGGGAAGCGGCGGCCCAGACCCUCAAAGACAUUCUGUCUUUCGAUCAGGUCACUCUAGCAGCACCCUGUUUCAAUGACGAGGUAGGACGGCCCUUCAUCUUAGAAACAGAUGGGGGACCGCUGGCAGUUGGAGGAGUACUGAUACAGAAAAGCGAGGAAGGCAAGGAAAGGCCAAUCAGAUUUGAAAGUAGAACCUUGAAUUCGGCAGAACGGCGGUACUCACAGUUCAAGAAAGAGGUCUUAGCGAUCCUACAUUGUCUUAAGACCUUCCAAGCAUACCUGUUUGGGAGGCGGUUUAUCCCGAGGAUCGAUCCAACCAACGUCGCCGGGGCACUAAAGAACUAUAAGCCUAUAGACCCAACCGUUGGGAGAUGGAUAGGCUUCAUAUGGUAGGCGGAUGGGCUGAGUAGGGUAUGUAUCACGUCGGAAGGCAUAGAGGACGCAGAGCAGAUUGACGCCUUCCUGGAAUACGAAGGAGGGACCCUUGCUGUGGAUAACAAGAUGGCAGACUCCAUAGCCACGACUGGUCAGUUGCUGAUCCAUACCUUGGAAAAGGGCGCGCCUGCGGUAGUUGCGGAACUCAGGGAGGGACCGGUUACUACGAUUAGGCGCAAAGAUGAGAGGGAUUCGUGGGGUGCAGUGAUUGGGCCUAAAGAGGAACUGAUGGCAAUGGCCGGUGAAGGGGGACGGGACGCCGUGAUGACCUUAGCAGAAUCCUGGACGCAAAGGGAACUGCAGUACCUGGUGAAUCAGGCUCAGGAGGAGAAGGAUAUCGACCAGAAGGAACGAGAAUUCUUCCUCAUACAGAUGUAUGAGGGCGUCUUCAGGGAAAUCGGCCUACUGCUUAUAGGAAACAAACAGCCCACGAAAGUCAGCCCCAAGGCAAGGGAGGAAGCCGAAAAGUAUGUUUUAAGGAACGGCCACGUGUUCAAGAAGGAAGAGGGGAUGAUGCCUAGACGAGUCGUGUGCAGAAGGUCUAGGCUGUUAGAUAUAAUCCAGGCAAUGCACGAUGGACUAGCUGGAGGCCAUAGGUCAUUCAAAGGGACCCUUGCGAAAAUCGCACCACUCUACUUCUGGACAUGCCUGAUAUGCCAGGAAAGGAGUUCCGCACGUGUCUUCGAGCCCCUUAGACCCACCCGUGUACUAGGGUCGGGGCACUUAGUCCACCUCGACCUUGCGGUCAUGCCAGUGUCAACGGAUGGAUACAGGUACAUCCUGGAUGCAAGGGAUAACCUCAGUGGCUACGUAGAGGCGGUAGCACUCAAGAGAAAGACAGGGAAGGGAGUGGCCGAUUGGAUAGAGGAUUUCUACCUAAGACACCCCUUUGUGCGCAGGUUCAUAGCAGAUAACGGGACGGAGUUCGUCAAUCAGGAGGUAUUGAGCAAGCUUAAGACCUUGUGCGUACCCAUUAAAAUCAUUGAGCCAUAUCACCCUGAGGCAAAUGCACCGGUAGAAAGGGGGCAUCGGACCUUGAAGAACACAAUCGCCAAGCUCGCAGUGGAUGAUUUGGGAAACUGGCCACGGUACCUUAAGCAGGCAGUCUUCUCUGAGAACAUGACACCAAAGAGAACGACGGGGUGCAUUCCAGCGGAGCUAUGGUAUGGAAAGGAGAUUGACUUCCCAGUAGAGGCCCUCGUCCCUACCUGGAACAGAUUAGACAAUGAUCCGCACUUGACCACGGAGGAGUUAAUUGUCGCACGUUGCCAACAGGUCGUUGGAAAUGAGGAAGCCUUAGAAGAAGUGGUCAAGCGCGUGAUGGAUAGCCGAAUGAGGGACAAAGCAAGAUGGGACCAGGACCAGGAAAGAAGAGGAAAAGCAAGAAAAGGCAAGAUGGAGUUUGGAAAUGAGAACGACAGCAGUGCUAUCAACCAGCCCAAUGAGCAGCAGCCGACAAGACAGGCCGGGGAAUCAAGUUCCAGGAAGAGGAAGCUGUAUGUGGGAUUCGAUCACAAUCUGGUUGUAAACAGAGGUGGGAGGAAGCAAGGGACCAGGGGACCGUCGCCCCUGAGGGAGGGGGAACCAAUAGUCCUUCCAUCAGACAAUGACACUAGUAGUGAGGAAGAGGGGAACCUAGGGAAAAGGCUGAGGUUGGAGGAGGAGGAGCCCAUCGAGGUCAUAGACCUCAGCAGCGAGGAGGAGGAGGACGAAGUUACAACACCCACAAGGGAAGUGAUGGAAGUGGAAGAAGGGUUGGGGGUGGUCGGCUAUGGUAGAUGGAUGUCGGUGACGGAGGAAGGGGACUUAAGGUGGGAGAAUAGUGGUGAAGAUGACGAGAGGACAGGUGCAAAGCGAUCCUUAGCCCCGGCAAGAGGGCCGAGGGGGCCGCAAGUUAAGCUAGGACCCGCGUCUGGGGAAGAACGGCGUGCGGACGCGAAGGGAACAAGGGAAGGAGACCGCAGUGAGGCGGAAAGACGUCAGGAACAUCAAAAAGAAGGUGUGGUGCCGGCGGGACAAGGUGCCGGGGACCACAUGGGACCGAGGGACGAUGCGGUACCGAUAGGACAAAGUGUCGGGGACCACAUGGGACCGAGGGACGGUGUGGGGCCAGCGGGACAAAGUGGCGAGAACUGUGUGAGACCAAGGAGGAGACGCGGUGCCGGCGGGACAAAGUGUCAAGGACCACGUGGGACCAGGCAGAACUAUGGUGCCGACACGGGACUAGUGACGGGGACCGUGGGGGACUAGGCAAAAUUGCGGUACCAGCAAAACCGCCAGCGAGACAGGUGCCGAUGGGACAAAGUGUCGGGAGCCACCAACGGGA